Molecule: messenger RNA, 2538 nt
Organism: Alligator mississippiensis (American alligator)
Lineage: Eukaryota; Metazoa; Chordata; Crocodylia; Alligatoridae
Gene: POU4F2
Product: POU class 4 homeobox 2
Exons: 2
Coding region: 1-969 (322 amino acids)
Biological process (GO): regulation of transcription by RNA polymerase II
Molecular function (GO): RNA polymerase II cis-regulatory region sequence-specific DNA binding; DNA-binding transcription factor activity, RNA polymerase II-specific
Source: RefSeq, a predicted model, not a curated record
AUGAGACGCGCCUGCCUGCCCGCGCCGCCGAGCAAUAUAUUCGGCGGUCUGGACGAGAGCCUGCUGGCCCGCGCGGAAGCUCUGGCGGCGGUGGAUAUCGUGUCCCCGGGCAAGAGCCACCACCAUCACCCACCCCACCACAGCCCCUUCAAGCCGGACGCCACCUACCACACCAUGAACACCAUCCCCUGCACCUCGGCCGCCUCCUCCUCCUCCGUGCCCAUCUCGCACCCGUCCGCCCUGGCCGGCGCGCACCACCACCACCACCAUCACCACCACCACCACCAGCCGCACCAGGCGCUGGAAGGGGAGCUCUUAGACCACCUCACUCCCGGGCUGGCGCUCGGGGCCAUGACGGGACCGGACGGCUCGGUGGUGUCCACCCCAGCCCACGCUCCCCACAUGGCCAGCAUGAACCAUAUGCACCAGGCGGCUCUCAGCAUGGCCCAUGCCCACGGGCUGCCCUCUCACAUGGGCUGCAUGAGCGACGUGGACGCGGAUCCGCGGGAUUUGGAAGCCUUUGCCGAGAGGUUCAAGCAGCGGAGGAUCAAGCUGGGGGUGACCCAGGCGGAUGUGGGCUCUGCCCUGGCCAACCUGAAGAUCCCGGGCGUGGGCUCCCUGAGCCAGAGCACCAUCUGCAGGUUCGAGUCCCUCACCUUGUCCCACAACAACAUGAUCGCCCUCAAGCCCAUCCUGCAAGCCUGGCUGGAGGAGGCGGAGAAGUCUCACCGGGAGAAGCUCACCAAGCCCGAGCUCUUCAACGGGGCGGAAAAGAAGAGGAAGCGCACCUCCAUCGCUGCUCCCGAGAAGAGGUCCCUGGAAGCCUACUUCGCCAUCCAGCCCCGUCCCUCCUCGGAAAAAAUCGCGGCCAUCGCGGAGAAACUCGACCUCAAGAAGAACGUGGUCCGGGUCUGGUUCUGCAACCAGAGACAGAAACAGAAACGAAUGAAAUAUUCCGCUGGGAUUUAAAGUCUCCGGGGGCUGGCUUUCUUUCUUGUUUUUUGUUUUUGUUUUUUUAAAUAAAAUAAAACAAAAAAACUAAAAUCAGCAACAAGACACAUUUUAAUGAUUCGCUAUAGUGAGAGAGAGAGGGGCAGAGAAGCACAGAGGCAAAAAGACCUAGGGAGAGAGAGAAAGAGACUGGCAAACAAGAAGUAAAUUGUCAAGUUUAGGAAAGUUCCCCCUUGGAGAGACCCCCUGCUUGUUCACAGUGACUCAGUAACACCCAGAGACUGACUUGUUGAAGGCAGAUCAGAAAUCCUUUUUAAAGGACCGAAGACGUACCAAGUAAGAUUUGUUUUUAUUCUUAAAGACAUCACCUAUGUUCAAAUUAAAAAAAAAAAAAAAGAGUACACUUUGCAGCUAUUUUUCAGAGAAUAAAUUGACUCCAGACUGAAACUUUAGAGCUGAGGCUUAUACCAGUAGAGAUUCAUCUCAAAAGUAUUUUGAUUUAAGAAAAAAAAAAAAAAAGAUGGCAGGUUUUUCUGCAUUUACACUGCAUAUUAUAAAUAUAUAUAUAUUUUUACUGUGGUUAUUAUGCUUUUCCUUCUCUGAAGUUAUAAUGCUUAGGGAAAGAACUGAUCCUGCUGUGCUCACUGGUCUUCAGAAGCUAUUAUUAGAUUACUGCCAAACAACCCCUUGUAAAUUAUUAAUUUAUCUCUAGCAACUUCAUUUUGUGCUCAUUCUAAUUAAUUACACCUCUUUAAUCUAAGUCUUGAUAAAAGUAAAAAAAAUGAUAUGGAUAGUGCAAAUCAAAUAUUUUGUGUUGGUAGAAUUUAUGAACUUAAGCAUUUUUCUUCUUACAAAAAAAAAAAAAAUCCCCUUUGGCCAUCUGUAAAUUGUCACCUGAAACUAAGAUUUUUUCUCUGGCAAGUAUUUCUUAUUUGUAAGGCGUUGGCACUCUAUGGUAGAUGUCUACAUUAUUUGUGUAGCCUGAUUCACUGUCCGAGGUAUUUGUUUACUGCGUUACAUAUUUAAUGGGGAUUCCCAUAUUGUCCCCACCACACACUCCUAAGGCGAGAGAAGAAGUGGCUGAAUAGGUGCCAGUGUGGGGUUUUGCUGCUUCAGGUUUCUUUCCAUCACAAUAUUUAUCCUUCUGAAUUUCAGAGCUCGUUCACAACUAACUGUGUUCAGAGCGGCUGUUUUUUUUUAGUUCUUUUCACUGCAAUACUUUUACAUUGAGGAGAACCUUUUUUUUCUUUGGAGGUUUGUUUGUAGAAAAGCCAAAUUUAAAUUUAAAAGCGAGAGAGAGAGAGAGAGAGAGAGAAUGAGAGAGCGAGCGAGACAGUGCACUGCUUGUAAAUUCACAUCGUUUGGUACAAUUCUUUUGGAACAACAAGAACAAAAUGAAGGUACUUGAAUCCUGGUACCUCGAUGUUUUGUAAAUAUUUCAUUUGAAUUGACGCACAUAUAGAUAUAUUCUUACAGAUUUCGCUGUAUCGCUGUUCUAUUUGAGACGAUUUGAAGUCUUUAAGUUCUGUACAUGAUACGAUUUCGUUGGUUUUUUUGUUAAUAGAAGCUUUAUUUAUUAGAGUAAUG